Molecule: messenger RNA, 4025 nt
Organism: Cyphomyrmex costatus
Lineage: Eukaryota; Metazoa; Arthropoda; Insecta; Hymenoptera; Formicidae
Product: potassium/sodium hyperpolarization-activated cyclic nucleotide-gated channel 2
Exons: 8
Coding region: 808-2058 (416 amino acids)
Biological process (GO): sodium ion transmembrane transport; potassium ion transmembrane transport; regulation of membrane depolarization
Cellular component (GO): HCN channel complex; membrane
Molecular function (GO): voltage-gated potassium channel activity
Source: RefSeq, a predicted model, not a curated record
UUAUUUACUCUGUUUAUGUGCUUGUGUAUGUGCCAGUACUAGCAUUCAGGAGGGAGGAUGGAAAAUGAGAGGUACUAACACCCUUAUAUCUAUAUGUAAAUAUUAUAUAUCAUCUUUCUUUACCCUUUCUCUUUAAUUUGUUUCGUCGUUAAAUAGAUAAACUAACGUGAUUCGCACGUGAUUGUACAUACGGCCUGAUUCAGAGUGGACGUCACCGUUAAAAAUGUCCACACAGCGACGUCGAUUACUACUUUUUGCGCAUCUGCUGGCGGAUUUCGCGCGUACCCGAGUACGCUUCACAUUAUUAUAACGAAAGGAUGAAAUUUUCGGGAUGGGAUUGCCUUUCAGCGUUCGUUGUGUAAUGUGGCUACAGUACCGCACACCGGAAAUUUCUGACCUUAUACGAGAGACGAGAAAAAGAAAAUCGAUCCUGCAACCAUCCCGACAAUCUCCUAUACUAGUUCCGUCUUACUCUCUUUCCGCUACUACCAUACCAUCUUACAAACUGUCAAUUAAUACAUAUAUAUAUAUAUAACCACCCCUAACUAUACCGACGUUUUCUCUCCCCCGUCCUCCUUACUAUUACUUUCGAUUCCGUUUCUUUCUAUCUCUGUUUCCUAUACUUUCUUACACUAUUUCUUACACUAUUUCUGCCUCCUCUCUGUGAAAUUUCUAUUAACCUCUGCAGAAUUUCUACUAACCUCUUCUUACUACGUCUGGCUAUGUCCCGCUUUCUUUUGUUUCUAGAUAUUGCAGAACCUACAAAAAAAACGCACUGAGCGGAGGGGGCGCCUAAGUUCUGACAAUAUGACUAAAAAGAAGUCCGGUUUCAGCAAAAGCGAACUUAUUUUUAAGUUCCUGAAUAUGGCGUCGGUGUUCAUGCGGAUUUUUAACCUGAUCUGUAUGAUGCUCCUGAUCGGCCAUUGGAGUGGCUGCCUGCAAUUCCUGGUCCCUAUGCUUCAAGGAUUUCCUAGUAAUUCAUGGGUAGCCAUUAACGAGUUACAAGACUCAUUUUGGCUGGAACAAUACUCGUGGGCCCUCUUCAAAGCCAUGUCGCAUAUGCUAUGUAUCGGGUACGGUAGGUUUCCGCCACAGUCCUUGACCGACAUGUGGCUCACCAUGCUCAGCAUGAUCAGCGGUGCGACGUGUUACGCUCUUUUCCUCGGACACGCGACGAAUCUCAUUCAAUCUCUCGAUUCCUCGAGAAGACAAUAUCGCGAGAAGGUGAAACAAGUAGAGGAAUACAUGGCCUAUCGAAAACUACCGAGAGAAAUGAGGCAGAGGAUCACAGAGUACUUCGAACAUCGGUACCAAGGAAAGUUCUUCGAUGAGGAAUUGAUCCUUGGGGAGCUGUCGGAAAAAUUGAGAGAAGAUGUGAUAAACUACAACUGCAGAUCGCUGGUGGCGUCGGUGCCCUUCUUCGCCAACGCCGAUUCGAAUUUCGUCUCGGAUGUCGUGACGAAACUCAGAUACGAAGUCUUCCAGCCAGGUGAUAUCAUCAUUAAGGAAGGUACAAUUGGUUCGAAAAUGUACUUCAUACAAGAAGGCAUAGUCGAUAUCGUGAUGGCAAACGGCGAAGUAGCGACCUCAUUAUCGGACGGGUCUUACUUCGGCGAAAUCUGUCUAUUGACAAACGCAAGAAGGGUGGCGUCGGUCCGAGCGGAGACCUACUGCAAUCUCUUCAGCCUCUCGGUGGACCAUUUCAACGCCGUACUGGACCAGUAUCCCCUAAUGCGCAGAACGAUGGAGAGUGUUGCCGCCGAGAGGUAUAAGCUUUGGCUAAACAAAAUCGGGAAGAAUCCUAACCUGGUGGCUCAUCGCGAAGAAGAUCUUGGCAGCGAAUCAAAAACGAUAAAUGCCGUAGUAAAUGCGCUCGCGGAGCAGGCCGCGCAUGCCAGCGCCAGUGAAGAAUCAGUACAUAGUAUGGAGCUCAGAAUGCUGCCGGCUUGCCUCUUGCCCAGACCAAAAUCUGAGAACAAUUUCGCGAGCCAAGAACUUACGAGGGAACGAAGGAUCUUUCACAAGAGCGACACUUUCCACAAGGAUUCGUAUCAAUGACGACACUCGUUUUAUUAGCAUAUGCAGAGAUACUAACGGCUCCAUGUUGGAAGAAUGAUAGAACUUAUCUCAUCGAUAGGACAACUAUGGUGGUUUUGUGCCCGGUGCUAGGGCGAUCCUAUAGCAACGGUCUAUACAUAGAUAUCGGCCAUGCCAGUAGUCCUUUAGCAAUCGAUUUAUAGCGCCUUCUUAUAUUAAUCUGACGGCAUUUUCGUCCAGGACCGCAAAACCACCGGGUCGAGUCCUAUACUCCAACUAUGAUACAGAUUUCCGCGAACAAAUAAACUUUAGUACAAUGAUAUAAAGAUCUUUAUGAAACAUAUAUAUCGUAAAAUAAUUCCGUGAUGGAAAGAAACGGUUUGAAGAAUAAAGGAAAAACUUUUACAAUUUAGGCCUCUUUAUCUUUCAAACUUGAUUCGACUCCUUUUAUUUAGAAAAGUGAUGACAAAGCGACUCCAAACAAUCGCGAAAUUUUAAUCUUUUACGAGCACAAAGAAGAAAAAAGAAGAAACAUCUGUAUCUCGGUUGGAGAACAUGGAGCCACGUUUUACGCCGUGUCUCUUCAUUGAGAACAAUCGCCGCGUCGCAUCAGAUGCAAUAUUAAAGAUGGAUGGACGCAGCGAAGAAUGAAGAUCUCAAAGACGACGAAGAGCAGGCCUAGAAAUUUAUAUAGAGAAUAUGUAGCCCACAUCAUGGGGAAAAAGUUAGGUAUAAUCCUAAGUAAAAGUGUAACGAUGCGUAAUUCUCUGUGAUUUUGCAAGUUGACGUUUCGCACCUUAGGAAAGAAGAAAAAACCAAUAUAAUCUACAUGAAGAAUUAGAUUGCUCUUUUUUUUAAAGCAACAACUAACAUAGAGAAAUCGUCGUAAGAUCAGAGUACUCCGAUUAAGUUGAUGCGAUUUAUCUUUAGCUUCGUACUAUACAUUAGAGCCGCGUAAAUAAGUGAAAAACGUAAUACUCCGUGCGGGGAAAGAAAUACAAGAACAAAAGGGGAAAAGGUUCACGUAAGAUGGGUUAAAAAUAUCUUAUCGGUGAAGGCUCUUUUUCUGAUUUCAGACGCGAAAUAAGUUUGCGUUCCAUGACUUCGCUUGUUUGAUAGAUCCUCCUUAUUUUGCUACGUUUCAUUUUGUAUUAUUAUAUAAUAACACUAAAGCCGCGAGUGAUGAUUAAGUGUUGCGACUCAAUGUCGGAUACAUUCGAUAGACCGUCCUGGUAUAGAAAUAUGAUCGGUAAGAAGGAAAUUACGGUCACGCAUUUAAGAAUCCAGAAAAAGAGAGAGAAAUGCGAUUAUAAGAAUUAAUCGGUUCCACAAAUCCUACCGAGGGCCUGAAGGCUGUGUUUACUUGUUGAGAGUUCUUCGGGCCGCUGUGGUUACAUGUCAAUGAAUGAAUUAUAAGCGUAAUGCGAGCAAAGUAUCUUUUUAUGAAAUGAAAACAAGAAAAAACGCGAUGUACUAUAAAAAAGCUAUAAAUACUAUGUAAUAAAUUAUUAUUAUUGUUACGAUUAUUACUUGCAAUGAUUACUACACCACUACCGCAUAAUUAGGCGACUAAAUAAAUUACCAAAAAAAAGAUACAGUUAUAUACAUAUAUGAAGUAUUAUGCAUAGUGGUUAAAUAUCGUGUUGCAAGAUAACCCUAUAAUGUUCAACUCUACGUGCGAAAUGGUUUGACACCGACUAAACCGAUACUUACGAACAGUUUAUACAUCAUAAUCCCCCCGGAGCUUAAUCUAUUGUAUUCCGUUUUAAACAACGUUUUAUAAAUACCAAUAUCUUCGAGGCCAAUUGAACCAUACCGAUCGAUCUCGCUUUACGUAUUUUAUAGACGCUAACCGAAAUCAAACAGAAUAUUUCAUUUCAAAUACCUCCUAGCAUUCGGCUAAAGAAGUUUUUAAGAGAUAAUUAUAGUACUAUUUAGUUUUUACAACUAUAAAUCCUAACUCAUACUCCUUAAUUCUUAAUAUCGAA